AUGGCCUUCCCCAAAGCCACUGCCAGGGACAAGGACCGCUCAAGGGCGCCGAUGAUCUCCAACCUGCAACAAGAACAUCUCCGCGGAGAUCGUGAGAUGUCGGAAGUCUUCGGAUUGGAAGAGCUGCGCCCUGCUGUCGAUUCCAGUUCUUCAGCGAUCAUGGAUCGGCCAGUCAUUGGUCUUAUUGGCUGGAACUUCUGUGAUCCAGCCAAGCCCAAAGCAAUGGAGUAUUGA
Molecule: messenger RNA, 234 nt
Organism: Puccinia triticina
Lineage: Eukaryota; Fungi; Basidiomycota; Pucciniomycetes; Pucciniales; Pucciniaceae
Exons: 3
Coding region: 1-234 (77 amino acids)
Source: RefSeq, a predicted model, not a curated record